CACAGUCUACAUUAACUUACUCAUUUCUUUUUCUUCAACUUGCUGUUUUAUUUUCUUCUUUCUCAUCGUACGAUGUCGGAUACCAGUGGCUCCUCCGUCACCGACGGCGGCGAGAUUAUGUUGUUUGGCGUGAGAGUGGUGGUGGAUUCCAUGAGGAAGAGUGUGAGUAUGAAUAACUUGUCUCAGUAUGAACAACCUCAUGAAAACAACGGUAACGAUAACAACAACAACAACAACAAGAAGGAUGACGUGGUGGCUGCUGGUUACGCCUCUGCUGACGACGCUGUUCCGAACUCUAGAGCGAGUCGCGAGCGGAAGCGAGGAGUGCCUUGGACGGAGGAAGAGCAUAAGCUGUUCUUGUUAGGGUUACAGAAAGUAGGGAGAGGAGACUGGAGAGGAAUAUCUAGAAAUUUCGUUAAGACAAGAACUCCAACACAGGUGGCUAGUCAUGCUCAGAAGUACUUUCUUCGCCGGAGCAAUCUCAACCGUCGACGCCGCCGAUCUAGCCUCUUUGAUAUCACUACAGAUUCGGUGGCGGAUAUUCCAAUAGAGGAUGAGCAAGUUGAUCAGCUAGACAACAAUACAUCGGCGACUCUGCAGCAGCUUGAAACAAACAACUUUGCUGUGAUGCGUCCUGUGCCUGUAGCUUUACCGGUAACGACUGAGAAUCCAAUGGAAAAUCUGACAUUAGGACAACUCAAUCAAUCAAUCAUAAUGGGGACAAAUCUCGUCCGCCCAAUUCCUGUGGUUCCAGCUCCUCAAGCUGUAAAAAUGUCCGAUCUUAACUUGAAUUUGAAUCUAAUGAUGGAUCCAUCGCCAUUGUCCCUUAAGCUGUCCUUGCCGUCGGGUCAAAGGGAAUCUUCAUCAUCAAGGCAUUCAGCUUUUCAGGUGAUGCCCACCUUAAAUAAUGGGGAUGGCAAUAACAUGAUCAGUGUUGCUUGAGAAGGGAAAUAAGAGUUGAAGGAAAGGUGGAUAAUUAGAGGGAGAUGAUGAUAAGAUAAUUAGGUGACUGUUAAUGAUCCUUUGUUGUUGUACAGAGCAUGAAAAAGACUAUGAUUUCCUGUUGCUGUGUUGUUGGUUUUAUGAUGGAAUUAUCUUUAAUUCUUGCUAAUUUGUCUGUUUGUCCAGUAUAAUUAAUAUAACUGAUGAUAAACCUUAUAUUCUCCUUUCAUUAUGAUCUUGGUAGAUCUGUUGUCUGACAUCUAGUGGUGUUGAUCACUUUAUGAAGGAAAAUAUCAAGUUGGAUGUUAGUGGUAGGGAAGCAUUUUUUUAUCUUCUCUCUUUUUUAUGUGAUUGAAUUUUGGGAAUGAAUGUGGUAUUGAAUAUGGUCCUCA
This is a messenger RNA of Pistacia vera, 1334 nucleotides long. Its product is annotated as transcription factor MYB1R1-like. The coding region runs from base 73 to 942 and encodes 289 amino acids. Gene Ontology annotation, molecular function: DNA binding. Lineage: Eukaryota; Viridiplantae; Streptophyta; Magnoliopsida; Sapindales; Anacardiaceae. The transcript is spliced from 4 exons. The record is from RefSeq and is a predicted model, not a curated record. Gene Ontology annotation, biological process: response to ethylene; response to gibberellin; response to auxin.